UACAAGUUGAGGUUUACCAACUUGACCAAUUCAUGGAACUUGAUUAUAACCCCAGACUUCACCGGCGUCCCAAAUCUUGAGAAGUUAAUUCUUAAAAAUUGUAUACGUUUACGCAAGCUUCACCCAUCCAUUGGAAUUCUUAAAAAAAUUUAUUCUUCUUAAUCUACAAAAUUGCCUAAGACUAAAUUGUCUUCCAAGCAUUGGAAAUAUGGAAUGCUUACAGAAGCUUUUUUUGGAUUACACUGCUAUUAUGGAACUACCUUCAUCAGUUGGAGGCUUGAUUGGCCUAACCUCAUUGACUCUAAGUAAUUGCAAAAAUCUUGCCUGUCUUCCUAGCACCAUUUGUAGUUUGACAUCUCUUGAAUCUCUAGAUCUUUCUAGAUGCUCAAAAUUUGACAACUUGCCUGAGAACCUUGGGAAUGUCAAAGGUUUGAAGAAGCUUAAUUUGAGUGGAACAGCUAUUAAAAAGUUGCCUUCAUCAAUUGAACGUUUGACAAACCUUACUUCGUUGACUCUACUUAAAUGCUAUAAACUUGUAUGUCUUCAACACCAAAUGUGGUUUCAAGUUCUGUGGUGCUCUUGAUCUUUCUGGACACUCAAAAUUUAAAAAAUUGCCAGAGAACUUAUGGAUCAUCGAAGGUCUAGAGAAACUUGAUUUGAGUAGAACAACUAUAGAAGAGCUACCUUUAUCAAUUGAACGUUUGACAAGCCUUACUUUAUUAACUCUCAAAGGUUGUAAAAAUCUUGUGUGUCUUCCUAGCACUAUUUGUAGUUUGAAAUUGCUUGAAUCUCUAGAUCUUUCUGGAUGCUCAAAAUUUGACAACUUGCCAGAGAACCUAGGGAAUGUUGAAGCUUUGAAAAAACUUGAUUUGAGUGGAACAGCUAUUAAAGAGUUGCCUUCAUCAAUUGAAUGUUUGACAUGUCUUACUUCAUUGACUCUACUUUAUUGCUAUAAACUUACGUGUCUUCCUAACACUAGUUGUGGUUUUAAGCUUCGUGGUGCUCUUGAUCUUUCUACAUGCUCAAGAUUUAAAAAAUUGCCAGAGAACCCAUGGAUAAUCGAAGGUCUAAAGAUGCUUGAUUUGAGUAAAACAGUUAUAGAAGAGCUACCUUCAUCAAUUAAACAUUUGACUAGCCUUACUUCAUUGACUCCAAGAUAUUGCAUGAAUCUUGUGCGCCUUCCUAGCACCAUUUGUAGUUUGAGGUUGCUCAAUUCUCUUGAUCUUUUUGGAUGCUUAAAAUUUGACAACUUGCCAGAGAAUAUAGGAAAUAUAAAAGGUUUGGAGGUGCUUAAUUUGUGUUGGACAGCCAUAAAAGAGGUUCCUUCUUCCAUUGUUCUCCUUAAAAAUCUCAAACAGCUAAAUAUCCAUGGUUGGAAGUUAUCUGAUUUUUAUUCCCAGCCAGCAAGUCUUGAGUCCAUGACCCCAUUACAGACUUCAUCUAUUUUCUUGCCAACAAGUCCUCCUAGGAAAAGAUUAUUGCCUUCAUUUUUAUUUUUUUCCCUGCCAACAAGUCCUGUUCCGAUGGGCUUAUUACUGCCUACCUUAUUGGGUUUGCAAUCUUUAACAUAUUUUUAUCUUAGAGACUGCGAUCUUUCAUCAAUCCCCAAUGACAUUGGCUGCUUUCCAUCUUUAGAAUGCUUAAAUUUAAGUGAAAAUAAUUUUGUUUCCCUUCUUAAAAGCAUGUCUCAACUCUCUAAUCUUCAAAUACUUUGUUUGGAGGGUUGCAAGAGGCUUCAAUCUUUGGAAAAUGUUCUGUCAACUAUUGAUUCUGUAAUUGCAAACGAUUGUAUCUCAUUGGAGAGAAUGCCAAAACUACAAUUUUAUCCUCUAAGGUCAAAUCACUCCCAUUUGAAUUUCCAGUGUCCCAACUGCUUCAAAUUGGUUGACUAUAUUCAAAGCGGCGGUAACAUGUUUCAGGUCUCUCUCUCUCUCUCUCUCUCUCUCUCUCUCUCUCUCUCUCUCUCUCUCUCUCUCUCUCUCUCCCUAAGUUCUAUACGUUAUGUUUGUAUAUUUCAGGGACUAAGUGGUAGACUACCAGACUUGUUAGAAAUUGUUAUUCCUGGAAGAGAAAUUCCGAAAUGGUUUAACCAUGAAUGUAUGGGUCAUGAAUUGAACAUACAAGUGCCUUCUGGUGAGUGUGAUGAUGUGAUGGAAAUUGCAUUGUGUGCUGCUUUUGUACCCAAGAAGAGGCUUCCCCGCUUUUCAAUAUGUCAACUUUCACGUUCAUUAAAUGGAGUUCAAAUGAAACAUCGAGUGUACUCUGGUUUUAGGACAAACUAUGGAAUAAUUGAAUCACAUCACCUUUGGCUGCUCUAUUAUUCCAAUUACACUCUAAAUGAUGGAAGAAUAUCUAGUGAAAUUGAUGCGAAUGGAUUUUGUCAACUUAAGAUUAAAAUAGAUAGCCAGAGCUUUGAGGUGAAGAAAAUUGGGGUCCGUUUGGUAUACCGGCAAGACACUGAAGAUCCCUAUCAAACUGAGGCACUGUGCAUCAACAACAGCAGUAUGCUCCUAUGAGGACCUGGGUGUUCUCCAUCAUGAUCUUGACGAUUCAGCCUCAGAAAGUAUCAGAAAUCAGUGAAGCAAUGAUGAGGAUGGCGGGUCUGGAUCGCUGGACUUCCCUUCGUGGAGAACGCUACAAUAUUGAGGAACCACAGACAAAGAGGAUCAAAGACUCGAGGGAUUAAUGGCUGAUUUUGUAGCAUCUAGUGAAAAUGACGUGGAAGGCUAAAUGUUUUCUGUUCAUAAUCUGUAACUGAUCAAAUGUCCAAGAAGCUUGAAGCUGCAGUUAGAGGGAUAGUUACAAGAGUGAUAUUGAAGUAUCAGCCAAGUAGUUAUGGUCUUCUCACACCCACCUUAGGCUCCUGCGAAAGUGGUCGAGGACCCAGAAGGAUAUAAAUACUUCCCAUCAAUCUCUUUCCUUAAUGCAAAGUUACCAUCCAGUGCCUCUAUGCUUGGAGAAGUAUAAUGGAAGCUAGAAAGGUUGCUCAAUUGAGCUACAAUUGGAAGAUAGGGAAGGAAGACAGGUUAACAUCCGGAGAUAGAGGUGGCUGCCAACACUAAGCACGUUCAGGGUGGUUUCACCAAGACAUCCUCAAUCUGCGCAAACUAUGUGUGACUUGCUGGAUGAUAAUACAAAGACUUGUUGAAAGGAUGUUCUGGACAGAAACUGGAGAUUUUUCAGUUCGGAGUGCAUAUGAUUUGUUGGAAAGCUAAGUGGACCUAAGCUCAGGUUAGGAAUGCACUGCAGGAUAUCCUACCAACAAAGACUCAUUUCUAUUUUCCAAACGCACCAUGUCUUCGGUAACUUGUGAGCAGUGGAAUGAAGUUCCUGAAACCAACCAAUUUACAUGCUUUAUGGUCUUGCCCACACGCCAAGAAGCAAUUGUGGCUGCACAUAAAUGGAAAAAUAUUUGAGGAACCAGGAAUGCAGAAAAAAUUUAGUCUGAGAUACUGCAUAUCCCAACAUGGAAGCCCCCUCAAUUACCUUACUCCAAGGUAAAUGUUGCUGUAAAAAAUGCAAGGAUGGCUUUUGCUAUGGAAUAGGUGCAGUGAUUAGAGAUUUUAAUGGGAAUUUUGUUGCAGCUAAGGUUGAGGUGAUUGUGAGCCAAUGCUGUCUGGAUGGUCAUUUUACAGGAUUCUGGCAUGCCCUAUAAUUGUGUAACCAGCAGGGACAUCAGGAGGUUCAACUUGAGAGCCACUUAAGUAUUGCCAAUUUGCCAUUGCUGCUUUUAACAUGGAUUCCUCCCUCCCCCCACCCCCGCCCCCAAAAAAAAAAGAAAAAAAAGAAAAAAGAAAAAAAGUGACCUGAAAUGUGCUGUUCAACAAAGUGAAAAUAGCAAUAUCUACUUUGCGAUGUUGCAAUUUUAAUUUUUUGGACAAAAGCUGUAAUAAUGCUCCUCUAGAUUUAGCAGAUCUUGGAUGUAAAAAUUGCGUCACUGAGAUUUGGCUACUUGAUAAUUUUGUGAAAUGCAAUACAAAUCCUGCCGCUUUUAUUUUAAGAAAAAUACA
Molecule: messenger RNA, 4010 nt
Organism: Quercus robur (English oak)
Lineage: Eukaryota; Viridiplantae; Streptophyta; Magnoliopsida; Fagales; Fagaceae
Product: disease resistance-like protein DSC1
Exons: 7
Coding region: 1074-2516 (480 amino acids)
Source: RefSeq, a predicted model, not a curated record